ACAAUAAUAAUUAAUGAUAAAAACUGCUUUUGAUGUCAAGGAAUAACGAACAUAUAUAUAGGUAGAGCGAAAACGCGAGGAAAAACCAAAAAGAAAAACUAACCAUGGCCACUACCACUUCUUCAUUAAUUUCUUCCACAUUCUUCUACUCUUCCUCUUCCCAAUUUUCUCGCUUACCAAACAGAAAACCGUUGUCUCUCUUGAGCAAAAACAUUCAUACCAACCACAGCAACAAAAACAAGAAUACUACUUCUCGCACUCUCUGUUUCCUACAUAAUCUGUUCUACUCUCAUUCAUUAACCUCAAAGAAGCUCUUAUUUACCAAAAAUUCUACCUCUACCUCUUCUUCUUCUUCUAGUAUAGCAUCAUCAGCUGUUGAGUCGCUUCUUCUUCUGUGUACCUCACUUACCUUAUCCGUGUCAAUAUUUGUAACGAAUGUGGACCCCGCCUCCGCAUUUGUCGUAACGACGCCUCGUAAAUUGCAAUCCGAUGAACUCGCUACUGUUCGCCUUUUUCAAGAGAAUACUCCUUCUGUUGUUUAUAUCACUAAUCUCGCCGCCAAACAGGAUGCAUUUACUUUGGACGUCUUAGAGGUGCCGCAAGGGUCAGGUUCCGGAUUUGUUUGGGAUAGUGAAGGUCAUAUCGUCACUAAUUUUCACGUCAUUCGCGGUGCUUCUGAUCUCAAGAUCACUCUUGCAGACCAGUCAACUUAUGAUGCAACAGUUGUUGGAUAUGACCAAGACAAAGAUGUUGCUGUAUUGCGAGUUGAAGCUCCUAAAGAGAAACUGAGACCAAUACCUGUUGGUGUUUCUGCUGACUUGCUUGUUGGCCAGAAAGUAUAUGCUAUCGGCAAUCCUUUUGGACUUGACCACACUCUGACAACCGGCGUCAUCAGUGGGCUGCGCAGAGAAAUCAGUUCUGCUGCUACUGGUCGUCCUAUUCAGGAUGUUAUACAGACAGAUGCUGCCAUUAAUCCUGGAAAUAGCGGAGGACCACUUCUUGAUAGUUCAGGAAGCCUUAUUGGGAUAAAUACAGCCAUAUACUCUCCAUCUGGUGCAUCCUCUGGUGUUGGAUUUUCAAUUCCAGUUGAUACUGUAAGUGGAAUUGUUGAGCAGUUAGUGAAGUUUGGAAAAGUCACAAGACCUAUUUUAGGUAUUAAGUUUGCACCUGAUCAAUCUGUGGAGCAGUUGGGAGUAAGUGGGGUGCUCGUCUUAGAUGCUCCUGCCAGUGGUCCAGCUGGGAAAGCAGGUCUGCAACCCACUAAACGUGAUGCCUAUGGUAGACUUAUUUUGGGUGAUAUCAUAACAUCUGUGAAUGGGAAAAAGAUUACAAAUGGCAGUGACUUGUACAGAAUUCUUGACCAAUGUAAAGUAGGCGAUCAGGUGAUUGUAGAGGUGCUGCGCGGUGAUCACAAGGAGAAGAUUCCCGUAAUACUUGAACCAAAGCCCGAUGAAUCAUAGUGUGCUAGGUAUGGCCUGUAUAUGUUGUUCAGUAAAUAUGUGAGGGAGUGCCACUAUUUUGUGUAUUGAUUUCUUCAAGACAAAGGGUCUCGCUGUACAUAUAUCAGAUACCGUACUAUCUCCGACAACAAUUACUACACUGAUCGAGCAAAAUUAAUUGUAUGAUUCCAAUCUCAAUCUCUUAGAAAAUGCGUCCUUGGGCCUUUAGCUUUGGGCUCUUGAAAGACUGCAACCUUUGUGGAAAGCUUUUCUCUUAACUUUUCAUUCUUGAUGAUGGAGUAUUGACAUCUGAAUGAGAAAUAUUCAUGUAAAA
Ricinus communis (castor bean) is the source of this 1773-nucleotide messenger RNA. Its product is annotated as protease Do-like 1, chloroplastic. Gene Ontology annotation, biological process: proteolysis. Gene Ontology annotation, molecular function: protein binding; serine-type endopeptidase activity. The transcript is spliced from 8 exons. NCBI's taxonomy places the organism in Eukaryota, Viridiplantae, Streptophyta, Magnoliopsida, Malpighiales, Euphorbiaceae. The record is from RefSeq and is a predicted model, not a curated record. The coding region runs from base 105 to 1460 and encodes 451 amino acids.